AUGCUCAUUUCUAAUCCUGCAAUUCCAUCUGGCUCCGUCGUUGUAGUCAUUGGGGCUAACGGCUACAUGGGUGUUGAGACGUGCGAAAAGCUCCUCCAAGCAGGCUUCUUCGUCCGAGGAACUGUGAGAGACGUGGAGAAGAACCUACAGUGGAUGCAUAACUUGUUUGAUACCGAGUGGCCAAAAAAGUUUGAGCUGGUUCAGGUGUCUGACUUUGAAGCUGAAGGCGCAUUUGAUGAGGCCUUCAAAGGGGCUAAGGGCGUAAUCUACGUUUCGACACCGAUCAUAUUGAACGCAGACCCUGCGAAGGUGGUAGAGCCUGUGGUCAAAGGGACUACCAAUAGUCUUGAAGCCGCAGCUCGUGCUGGAGUGAAGCGCUACGUUCUCAGUUCCAGCUCCAAAGCAGUUGAAUUUACCAAUUAUAACCAUCCGCACCAUAUAACUUCAGCCAUGUUUAACUACGACGCCAUCAUGAAGGCCUGUUGUGAACCAAAUGUCGAUGGCUUCGAUAGAUUCGUGGACGUCUACAGCGCCAGUCGGGCUUUGGCAGAAUUGGCGUUCUGGUCAUGGGUUGGCACGAACCAGCCUCCCUUUGUUGCAAACUGUGUUGUACCUGAUGGCCAGUUUGGAAGGGCCUUGGAUCCAGGAAACACUACUUCUACCUUCCGCAUGUUGAAAGCAGCGGCUGAAGGUGAAUGGGAUAAGGUCUUUGGCUCAGUUGCAUACUACACUGAUGUUCAGGAUGCUGCACGUCUUUUGGUUGCUGCAGUAGCCCUCCCUUCACUCGCGAACGAGCGGGUAUUUGCGUACUGUCACAAUUCAACGUGGAAUGAGCUACGACGCAAGAUUCGACAAAUCUCGCCAAAGGGGGAGAAGUUGGUGAAGGACGAAGACCAGGCAGUAGAAGGGAGGGACUUGUCCAACGCGGAUGGGCUUAUUAAGCGAGCCGAGGACAUUCUGCGAGAGAUUGGCCAGCAAGGCUUUGCAAGCGAGGAGAAUAUCCUACGCGACUUCUUGGAUUGCCUCUGA
Messenger RNA from Fusarium tjaetaba, 1029 nucleotides. RefSeq names its product aldehyde reductase II. The transcript has 3 exons. The record is from RefSeq and is a predicted model, not a curated record. NCBI's taxonomy places the organism in Eukaryota, Fungi, Ascomycota, Sordariomycetes, Hypocreales, Nectriaceae. The coding region runs from base 1 to 1029 and encodes 342 amino acids. Gene Ontology annotation, biological process: steroid biosynthetic process. Gene Ontology annotation, molecular function: 3-beta-hydroxy-Delta5-steroid dehydrogenase (NAD+) activity.